UAAACAAAGUUAGCUAAUAACGCAGUACAGAUUGACUUCCUUAUCGUGGGACCUUCGACCUGUUGAUUAUAAAACGAACAUGGAAACAUCACCAACGAAAACUGGCCAUAUUGUUUGUAAAAAUGCUGUUAAGAAGGCUGAUCAAGUGUACGGCUUCGUGCGCCAGAUACUCUACCGAGACCAAAAGUGCCAUCGCGACCGCCUUGUACAAGUUGCACGUGGAGCAGGGUGGAAAAAUGGUAAACUUCGCCGGUUAUUACCUACCGGUUCAGUACAACGAUCUCAGCAUCACCAACUCUCACGUACACACCAGAGAAAAUGCCUCUCUCUUCGACGUCUCUCACAUGUUACAGACCGAAGUCACAGGUAAGCAGUGCGUGAACUUCUUCGAGGAGCUCUGUACCGCCGACAUAGCCGGACUGAAGGAGGGCGCGGCCACGUUGACAGUCUUCACGAAUGAACGUGGCGGAAUUUUGGACGACUUAAUCGUGACGAAAGUCAACGACCACCACCUCUACAUCGUCUCCAACGCCAACCGCAAAGAACAGGACCAGAAACUCAUAAUGAACGCAUUUCAAAGUUUUAAGAAGCUGGACAUCGAUAGCGACAUCAACGUGCGAUUCUACGAUCCCUCGGAGCGCUCCCUCGUUGCGCUUCAGGGACCAAAAGCUUCUCAAGCUCUUCAGGAGAUUGCCGACGUAAAUUUGUCCGAGUUGUUUUUCAUGAAUUCUACCUUGGCCACCGUUGGCGGCGUCGACGGUUGCAGGAUCACCAGGUGUGGCUACACCGGCGAAGACGGUUUCGAGAUUUCCAUACCGUCUAAAAGAGUCGUGGAGGUCGUCAGGACGAUCAUGCAAAACAGCGCGGUUCGACUAGCCGGCCUAGGCGCCAGGGACUCGCUUAGACUGGAAGCCGGACUGUGCCUCUACGGCAACGACAUCACCGAGCACACGACGCCGAUCGAGGCCACCCUCACCUGGCUGAUCGCCAAAAGCCGAAGGGAACGCGCGGACUUCCCGGGAGCCAAGGAGAUUCUGGGUCAGAUUAAGGGCGGCUGCAAGCAGAAGCGGGUGGGGUUCGUGCUCGAAUCGGGCCCGCCCGCCCGGCACAACGCGCUGAUCUUCAACGGCGACAAGCAGAUCGGCAUCGUGACGUCCGGAUGUCCAGCGCCGUCGCUCGGGAAGAACAUCGCCAUGGGAUACGUCGCGACGGAGUUCAGUAAAGUUGGCACGAAACUGAAGCUGAAGGUGCGCGAGAAGAUGUACGAUACUAUCGUUACGAAGAUGCCUUUUGUGAAAUCGAAUUAUUACAAUAAACCUAAGUAGUAGCUUAUUAAUCAUA
Molecule: messenger RNA, 1341 nt
Organism: Photinus pyralis (common eastern firefly)
Lineage: Eukaryota; Metazoa; Arthropoda; Insecta; Coleoptera; Lampyridae
Product: aminomethyltransferase, mitochondrial
Exons: 4
Coding region: 123-1325 (400 amino acids)
Biological process (GO): glycine catabolic process
Cellular component (GO): mitochondrion
Molecular function (GO): protein binding; aminomethyltransferase activity
Source: RefSeq, a predicted model, not a curated record